AUGACGCCGAGCGUCGACGCCGGAAAGCCGCCUGAAAGAUCAUAUGUGAGAGCCAUCUUUUGCGAUCUGCAGGCUUGCAUCUCUGAGCCCGCUAGAAUUUUUCAUUACUGGACGCGGAAUAUUGUUGGAGGACUUCUUAAUUGGGUUAAUUGGGUACCAGCAAGGGAAAGUGCAAGAGGAACUGGAGAAGUAGGAGAAACAAUCAAGGUAAUGGAAACAAGAACGGCAGAAAAAGAAUCUCCUUAUGACUACAACCAGAAACAGUCUGAUGUGUACCAUGGCAUCGGCGAUGGCAACGCUGGCAGCAGCGUAGAUGGUGAUGAUGAUAAGAAGGCGUGCCAUGACAUUCGUGAUAGUGGCUUUGACUAUGGGCCCCAAGACAUGGCUGAUGGGUACUACAGCGGCAGCGAUGAUGGCAUCGAUAGGGAGUUGCCACCACUGAGUCAUAGAAUUUCUUAUAAUGGAGACAGUAAAAACAUACAAGUAGCCCACUCAUUUUCUCAGUACCGGGUCGAGCUGUUCACUGUGCGUCCCCGCUUCAGCUUCACGGGGACAUUUGUUGUCACUGAUGGUUUUUCUGCCUACUACUGGUCCUCACAAAAAUUACAGAUUUAUCACAUUGUUGAUUCACAGCAUAAUUUGGUGCUCCACUCAGAAGGCGGUGCCCUUACGGACACCUUCUGGAUUAAAAUCAAAAUCCUAGAGGACAACAGCGGCGCUGAUCAUGAUUCUGGAUAUUUCUCAUUCACAGUGGACCCAUAUGUUUGCAACAAUGUCAUAACCCACACCAUCUCAACUAAACAGCGCCGCAAAAUAGAUUUGACUUUCAUGGCGUUGCACACAGCUAUACAGGCCAAUGUGUACGUCAACUUUGAUUUCGUAUGUCGUAAUGCCACUAAGCCUGGCACCAUCUACUAUGUCUAUGGUGAAAUCACCGCACACCACCAACUCUACGAUGGUGAGAGUGUCAUGCUCUUUUCUCGUGGGGAAGAAAACAAAGCAGUGGUUACUGAUGGUGGUGAACUACCACUCUCACGGAAUUGUGCAGCUGUUCCAAUAUACUUGGAGCCUCUCUUGAUACUCAAACUGAACCUGCAUGUUCCAAUUAAAUGUGAUCAUGAUGAUGAGGAUCAUACCAUUGCCUUUCGAGAUUAUAUUAUUUUUUACCGUGACGAGUAUGAAAAGAUAAUCUGCAGUGCUGACAGUGCAGAAUGCCAACACGGUAAAGUUAAAGUGCGGAUUUCAUACCAGUAG
Molecule: messenger RNA, 1254 nt
Organism: Triticum turgidum subsp. durum (durum wheat)
Lineage: Eukaryota; Viridiplantae; Streptophyta; Magnoliopsida; Poales; Poaceae
Source: the annotation of a GenBank genome assembly